UUAACUUCACUCAAAACUAUUUUUUUCUUAAAGGUAAUCACUCUUAUAAGUUAAAACUAUUGUGUUUGGAUAACAAUAAAAGUCAAUUAUUCAGUAGUGAGAUCUGACGAAUGGCUCCACAUACAUAUUGGUAAAACUAGUUUGACCAUAGAGUUAAACCAAAGGCCAAAGUAAACAAAGAGUCGUCACAUCUUUGGUGACUGCUGACUCGAAAUAAACUAAAACCACACAUUUGAAAGAUGCCAAUUACUUUCUCUUUCUCGCUUUCUCUUUUUCUUUAUCAACCAGUCACAAUCGUCAGAGACUCAGAGCGAUGCACAAAAACUUGUACAAUGGUAAGAGAAGGACUUGCGGCCGUGGCGGCGGAUAACGGCGAAUGCAUCACUAUCUUACUCUACAUUUGGGCAGCAGUUUUGGCUCUCUCCAUUAUAGCCGCCGUGACUUUCACUUGUAGCGACGGAGCUUCUAAAUCUCAAACUGACGACGUGCAUGGCUCUGCAUGUGCCGCCGGCUGUGGCGGUGGUUGUGGAGGGUAAAACGGCUCGCAGAAUUUUUGUUUUUUUGUGUCAACAACAUGCAAUUUAUCUAUUAACCGGCCUAAUGGUGACACAACGGCGUCAGUAAUACAAACUUGUAUGUUAUGAUAAUUUAACGGGUCUAUUUUAAAGAGGUAGUUUGGUUCA
Brassica napus (rape) is the source of this 683-nucleotide messenger RNA. RefSeq lists its product as uncharacterized. Lineage: Eukaryota; Viridiplantae; Streptophyta; Magnoliopsida; Brassicales; Brassicaceae. The record is from RefSeq and is a predicted model, not a curated record. The transcript has a single exon. The coding region runs from base 240 to 536 and encodes 98 amino acids.